AUUCAACAAGAAGAUCCGAAAAAUUAACUGAAGCGAUCAAUAACGUUAAUAACAAAAACGAAAAACCUAAACAUAACUGUGAAGAAGAAAUGAAUCAACAAACAGACCUUCAAGAAGACACAUAA
This is a messenger RNA of Funneliformis geosporum, 125 nucleotides long. The record is from the annotation of a GenBank genome assembly. Lineage: Eukaryota; Fungi; Glomeromycota; Glomeromycetes; Glomerales; Glomeraceae.